This is a messenger RNA of Arabidopsis lyrata subsp. lyrata, 787 nucleotides long. RefSeq lists its product as uncharacterized. The record is from RefSeq and is a predicted model, not a curated record. The coding region runs from base 170 to 601 and encodes 143 amino acids. NCBI's taxonomy places the organism in Eukaryota, Viridiplantae, Streptophyta, Magnoliopsida, Brassicales, Brassicaceae. The transcript has 2 exons.
AGAUCAGACAAAAUCAACGGCUCAGAUUAACUCCUCAGUUCAUGGCUCUUCUUUUAUCUUCUCUGUCUCUUCUCUUUUCUCACUUCCCUCUUUCUCUCUUUCACUUUGCUCUGUUCACUCAGAGCAUCAAGAAACAAAAGAGAGAAACCAAAAACACACAAUACUAACGAUGUUGCUAGGGAAGAGACAGAGACCACCAAUAAAGAGAACCACAAGUCUCUCGGAGAUUAAGUUCGAUUUGAAUCAACCUAGCGAACAAGAACCAUCCAAUCAUCAGAUUCAGCUCGUGACCAUUGAUGAACAUCGUCAAGUUCAUCAAAGAUUGUUAGAUCAACGGCUCUUAGCGAUGGUCUCACCUAGAGGUACACAGAGAAGACACUCAAGUGAUUACUCCGAAGAUUUUCUGAGAUCUUGCUCUCUUUGUAAACGUCUUCUUGUUCCUGGCCGUGACAUCUAUAUGUAUAGAGGAGAUAGAGGGUUUUGUAGUUUAGAGUGCAGGCAACAACAAAUUACAGUGGACGAGAAGAAAGGUUCGGUGAGGUCCACCGUCGUCGUAGCCGCCGGAACCACCACUGGAGAGAGGGUUUCCGCCGCCGUGUAGGUCUCUUUACAUAUGUUAUAUAAUAUCGGUAAGGAUUGUAUUAUAUGCCUGGUUCUUGUAAUUUUAUGUAUAAAAAGCAUUGAGCAUUGACUGUGAUUAACCAUGUUAAUCAUCCUAUAAACUUUGCUUUUAAUCUUAAGAAUUAUUGUGUUUUGCAUAUUAAUUAUUAGAUUUGUGUUCUACUGA